AUCUCCGGACACAUUAUGGUGUGACACACACGGACGUACACAGAACAGCAUGGCAGAAUGAGCUGCCGCUAAACCUUAAGGAUCGCUCAUGAAAACGGAUGAGAUAAGGUUAACAGUUUGUCUGGGCUUCAUUUAUAUAGUAAACUAAUAAUAUCCCGUCUGUCUGGAUAGCAACACAUUUGCUUUAGACAGACCGUCGCUCAAGUGAAACUUUCCAGGACGCGGCGUGGUUUCGAACAACUUGACGCAAACUCACCAGUCGUCCAUAAUGAAGGUGGUUUUUAGAGAUAACAGCGCUAAAGCUGCUACAGCUAAAACCCCAGGCACGGCGGCACCAGCUCCGAAGAAAAAAAUGAAGAUUUUCUUUAAAGAUACUCGCAGGAAGAAGCAGGGAGGACCUCAACCCGUCAAUGCCCCCCUCGCACCCCCAUCAGACCCAAAGCAGUUCUCUGCCAACUGGAAGGCUUUAUUAGAGAUCAUGAAGGCUAACCCAGAGCCGAAGGCGCAGAAGAGUGAUGUGCCCAAGAAACCCUCUCCCAAAGAGGUUAACGGUACUACCAAACCUCUUCCUCCAUCGUCUUUGACAAACGGAGGAAAAGCAGCCAAAUCCAAAACACUGAGUAGUAAAGAAACGGUUACACCGGCAGAGGAACGUAAUAAACCAACCAAGAAGAGGAAAGGGACCGGAGGGAAAGACGAAAAGAAACCAGCCAAGAGGAAAGAGAGUGGAGGAAAAGACGAACAGCAGCCAACCAAGAGGAAAGCGAAGGAAGGGAGAGACGACCAGCAGCCAGCCAAGAGGAAAGCGAAGGAAGGGAGAGACGAACAGCAGCCAACCAAGAGGAAAGCGAAGGAAGGGAGAGACGACCAGCAGCCAGCCAAGAAGAAAUACAAGGGGGGGAAAGACGGACACCAGUCAGACAAGAAGGAGAAGGAGGCCCAGGAGCCAAGACCCCCAACUGACGCCGACCUGUGGUUCGACGACGUGGACCCGGAUGACAUCGAGGCGGCCGUGGGGAAGGAGGCGGCUGACGUGGUGAGGAGGAGGACGGUCCAGAAGAAGGCCCCCCAGGACGCUGAGGACGGCCUGGUCAAGAGCCACGCCUUCACCGGGCUGACGCGUGCGGUGGCGAUUGACUGUGAGAUGGUGGGGGUGGGGCCAGACGGCGAGCACAGCAUCCUGGCCCGGGUCUCCAUCGUCAACCACUUCGGGAAGCUGAUCUACGACCGCUUCGUCAAGCCGACCGAGGAGGUGACCGACUACCGCACGGCCUUCAGCGGAAUCCGACCCGAGGACAUCAAAGACGGUGAGGAUAUGAAGACUGUUCAGAAGGAGGUAGGAGAGAUCAUGGAGGGAAGGAUACUGGUCGGACACGCAAUACACAAUGACUUAAAGGUCCUCUUCCUAGACCAUCCCAAGAAGAAGAUCCGUGACACCCAGAAGUACAAACCCUUCAGAGUGAGAGUUAAGAGCUCCCGACCGUCCCUCAAAGUUCUGUCCAGAGAGGUGCUGAACGUCAAGGUUCAGCAGGGAGAACACUCCUCAGUGCAGGAUGCCCAGGCCACGAUGAGGCUCUACACGAUGGUGAAGAAAAACUGGGAGGCCGAGAUCAAAGCCAGUCGGGCCGAUAAGGCCGAGGCCAGGAAGCCCCGCCCCUCGGCCCUCAAGCCCCACCCCUUCAAAGACAAGUGACCCCACAACCCCCCUAACCCCACUGACAAACAAUUGGUUGCGACGCCAUCGCAGCAGAUGAACAUUUAUUGUGAGAGAAAAAGACAAGAUGAACACGAACUGGAAAAAGUACAACAAACCAGAGAAACUUUCAAAGAAAAAGUCCAGUAAAAAAGUUUGCAAUGUUAUUAUAAUGUAUAGCUGUAUUAUUAUAUAUGUAGCUUUAUUACUUCAGUUCACUGAGUUUUAAAACUAACAUGUAUAGACGAUAUACGUUAACAGUAGAUCCUAUCUACACCGAGCAGCUGUUGUUUGAUUAGUUCCCCAAAGGUCGUGUUCUGUGUUUGUGUUCUCAAUAAAGAUGAUUUUAAACAAUG
Molecule: messenger RNA, 2049 nt
Organism: Gadus macrocephalus (Pacific cod)
Lineage: Eukaryota; Metazoa; Chordata; Actinopteri; Gadiformes; Gadidae
Gene: rexo4
Product: REX4 homolog, 3'-5' exonuclease
Exons: 8
Coding region: 269-1693 (474 amino acids)
Biological process (GO): DNA catabolic process; rRNA processing
Cellular component (GO): nucleus
Molecular function (GO): 3'-5' exonuclease activity; nucleic acid binding
Source: RefSeq, a predicted model, not a curated record